AUGUGCGACAUCCCCUUCUUCCCCAUCUUCCCCAUCUGCUUCCAAUGCGGCACCGAUCAGAAUCCUUGCCACUGUAAAGUUGUCGGGCCGACGCUAGCCCUACAAUUUGUCAAUGCCAAUGCUGACCCGACCAGGAUUCUGCGCUACUAUCGUCGCGGCGGUGUGUUACCCCCAAUCCCAGUCCUAGCCGGCAUACCCGGUGAUACCUGCAGCCCGAUCUUACCAGGCCCCCAAUCUCACUCCCGCAAUUUUGCCCGACCGGAAUACCGAAUGUGGUGGCUGACGUCUAAUAUAGGUGAUCUGCUGGCCCGCCUCGAUCUUUUGUGGCUGUGGUUGUACCCAGACGGGUCGAGAGCUGAUGGUGUCAAUGCUAAUCUAUUGCUUAGUGUGCUCGGGUACCCGGUUAAGUUGAAUGGGCAAGUCAGUAAUGCGAUACCAUUCUGA
Messenger RNA from Penicillium argentinense, 444 nucleotides. RefSeq lists its product as uncharacterized. The transcript has 3 exons. Lineage: Eukaryota; Fungi; Ascomycota; Eurotiomycetes; Eurotiales; Aspergillaceae. Bases 1 to 444 code for a protein of 147 amino acids. The record is from RefSeq and is a predicted model, not a curated record.